UCUGCACCUUCUUCUCUGAAUGACGCGUUUUCCGUGCUGCCUACAGUGUUGAACUCACUUCGUUCAGUUUGUCGUGUCUCUUCGUAGAGAGAAGUUGUCUUAUUAUUACGUUCACGAGCGUGCGCACAUUCUUGCGUUAAACAACCCUCUCUGAGAUCUAUAAUUUUUUUCAUUUUUCUCUCUCUGUCUCUUUCUCUAUUUAUCUAUCUUUGUCUCCGUCUCUCUCACACGUGUGCGUGUCAAUAAAAAAAAAAAGAAAGAAAAGAAAAGAGAAGAAGAGAAAAAAAGAGAGAAAAAUUUUUUUUCAGUAAAAAACAAAAUUGUUUCAAAAAGAUCACACCGAGAGUGUUACGAUAUUUUAUUAAAAAGGAAUAAAGUUGUGUGAAAAUUGAAAGUUUUAAGAAGAGGGAGAAGGUGUCGUCCAUUGUUUUUCCGCGAAAAUUCGAAAAGGGGCGAGACGUACUUUCUUACGUUUGGAUCGAUUUCGAACGGACUUUGGAUAAGUCUUUCGUGGACGAAGAAAUCGAGGAAGCGUGCAUGCUGAAACGAUCGACAUUCGAGGUAUCCGAGCACGGCUGGAAGGUCCUUAUGGUAGGAGAAAGGCGUGGCAGAUCUAUUCCGGGCGAGAUCCAAGGGCUAAAAGGUUGGCCCCGUCGUUGGAUCCACUCGGGCAAUAGUUAUAUUUAAAAGCCGUGAAAAUGGCCGAUCGGAGAAAUACAAAGUACGUAGAAGACUGUGAUAAUGAUAUUAACAGGCUUCCGAUGUCCUUGGGAAAUUCGGAGAUCAAUAUAGAUAACGAUGGUUGCAAUAGUAACAACAAUAAUAACAACAUUAACGAUAAUAAUGAUCGAACGGUUAUGGUAUACCCAGAGAAGGAUUUGAUCGAUAGUCGAUUAUCUUCGAACGAUAUUAAAAAUUUAUAUCCGAGGAGAAGAGCACCGAUCGUUGGUUGGCAUAAUGGAAGUCCAACAAUAUUCCCAAGUUCUCCUUGCAGAACUCCUGAACCUGAUUUUUUUAAUAGAAUCGAUUUCGACGGUCAAAUCAGCGAUACUUCGUCGUCCAAAAGUUCAGGUAUCUGUCAGGAUUCAGGUAACACUGAGGAUUUGAGUAGUUUAGCCGAUGAAAGAUUACUCGAAUCAACCCCAGCUCGUACGAUAGAUAGAAGUAUAGAAUCUUUAUCACCGGAUAAGGACACCCUCCUGACGAUGUCACCUGAUAAUUUCGGCAGAAACCGAGUACUGAGUUUGGAAGAUGAAUUAGGAGAUAAGUUUGAUUUCCUGAGUCCUGACACAGAUGGUACGGAGGAUAAUAGAAUGUUCUCAACCACACCAGCGGAACAUCGUUUGAUGUUUCCAAAUUCAACGAUAGAAUCAAGAAAGAGUCCUUCGACAAAAAAUCCAAAUAACGACGAUUCGAUAACACCAAUUAUUAUAGCCAACCCUGGAUAUCAAGGAGAUAUAAAGGACAUCAGCGAUUUUGACAGCGCCGUUGAUUUGGAGAAUGAUCUCGAUUCUACGAUCGCAGAUAAGGAAGUUAGCAAAAAGCCACGUAUACCGGACGGUGGUUGGGGAUGGGUAGUCGUUUUAGCCUCUCUGGUAAUCUCCAUGAUAGCCGAUGGAGUAUCCUUCAGUUUCGGUUUGCUUUACAUCGAGUUUCUUAAAGAAUUUGGAGCUAGCAAGGCGAAAACAGCUUGGAUUGGUUCUCUGUUUAUGGCUGUACCAUUGUUAUCUGGUCCUGUCAUGUCUGCUUUAGUGGAUCGUUACGGUUGUAGGAAGAUGACGAUCGCCGGAGGCCUUAUUUCGGGAUUUGGCUUUGUUCUGAGCUGCUUCAGUAACACCAUCGAGGUAAUGUACUUGACCUUUGGCGUCAUUGCGGGUUUGGGCUUAGGUUUGUGCUACGUCACUGCGGUCGUGAGCAUCGCUUAUUGGUUCGACAAGAAGCGUACCUUAGCUGUAGGUCUUGGGGCAUGUGGUACCGGUAUAGGUACCUUCGUUUACGCACCGAUGACAACUUUCUUCAUCGAGGAAUAUGGUUGGCGUGGUACUUGUCUGAUGCUGGCUGGUACAUUCUUUAACAUGAUCGUUUGCGGUGCAGUCAUGCGUGAUCCGGAAUGGUGGAUUUUGGAACAAAAAAAGCAGGCAUUGUCUUCUCCGAAAAAGUCGAACACCAUCAAAUCCGAGGUCGAUGGUUCGUCCCAUGCCUUUUCCGAUGAAUUUCCAGGUGUCGAAGAAAUCCGACAGAUGUUGAAAAGUGGCAAAACGGAAUACCUACUUCAAAGUCUCGGUACUAGUACAGCAACACCUAAUCGAGCUGCCACGCGUGGUUCGACUUUCAGAAGCGUCGUCAAUUUACCUACUUUCGUCAAGGAGUGCGAGAAGGUGCCUUUGGAAGUUUUACAAUCACUCUCCGCUAACUCAAGACUUUACAAUGUCAUUCUAGAAAAUUAUCCGAAUCUUUUGAAGUGUCGAAGUCUCUCGGAUAAACUAGCGGAUGAUUCUAUGGGAGAUGAUUACAAGAAAGCUGGCGUCACUAUGUCUAUGAGGGUCAAGAAGGCUGACGAAAAUAAGAAUAUCCAUCCGGAAUAUCAGGAGACGAAUGAGAACAGUAAUGGCGAUAAGAAAAUUUUAAUGGACGUCGAUGAAGCCAGUUACUUCAUAAAGAAGGACGUCGUAAUACCAAUGACUGAUACCGAAAAGGUAAAAUCAAGGCAUCACAUACCCGGUUUAACGGAUGGAGUCGUCAGAACGGAUUCGUUGCCUUGGUUGAGAAGGCAAUUCAGCACAAAUACACAUUACUUCAAAGAUAUUAGGGUUCAUAGAAAUUCGGUCAUGUAUCGUGGUGCAGCAUUAAAUCUUCAGAAAUAUAGAUUAAGAGCCAGCAGCUGCCCAAACAUUUAUAGAAAUAGUAUGACUACGUUGGCGAAGGAAAGCGAAGAGAAAUGGUAUAGCGAAUUAGUGAAUCUGUUGAAAGGUAUGAUGGACUUUUCGAUGUUCCUGGAGUUUCAUUUCCUGUUGAUGUCGCUCUCGACAAUAUUAUUGUUCACUUGGUUUAUCGUGCCUUACUUCUACCUCGCCGAACAUCUCACUAGGAAUGGUUAUUCCGAGUCUGAUGGUGCUAAUCUCCUUAGCAUUAUUGGUAUAACGAAUACAAUUGGAAUGAUCGGUCUUGGAUGGGCUGGUGAUCAGCCCUGGAUGAACGUCAGCAAAACAUAUGCUUGUUGUUUGGCUGUUUGUGGCGUAUCUACGAUUCUGAUGUCUACGUUCACUGUAUAUUACAUCCCAUUGAUCAUCACAUCUGCAUCUUUUGGACUCUUCUUCGCCAGUAGUUUUAGCUUCACGCCGGUUAUUCUGGUUGAAUUGAUACCCUUGGAAAGAUUCACCACUGCUUAUGGUCUAACUUUGCUCUGUCAGGGUAUUGGUAAUCUUUUAGGGCCACCGCUGGCCGGUUGGUUAUUCGAUAUAACGGAUUCUUGGGAAAUGUCUUUUACGAUGGCUGGUUUAUGGAUCAUUGUUGCUGGACUCUUGAUAGGUAUUAUACCUUUUACAAAAAAUCGAAAGAUUUGGGGUAGCGGCCUGAUCGAGAUGGAACGGUUAACUUUGACACAAAACCAAGCGUAGUUGAAUUCUUUUUUCAUGGAUGCCUGAUAGAUAAAUUAGAAGCGUGAUAUAGCUAUCAAUUAAUUGUUCUGUUUUAAUUAAUAGAAAAGUGAGGAUCAAAUUCAAAAAUAAUUUAUAAUAUUAAUUAAUUCCUUUUCUCAGUACAAGUUUUUUUUUUCUGUAUCGUUAUUUGGUGUAUAUCGUUUCGUUGAAACAAUCAAAACUUCAGCCAAUUAUGGGAUAAAUUUAAAUCGUACUAUCUUUUUACACAUUUUACACCUAUCGUGCCAGGACGUACAGUCCCUGUUUCUAGUCCUAGAGUAAUAAUAGCAAACAUCACGAACGACUCUUUAUUGAUAAUCAUUUUCGAAUAUUACGUGAUUAAUUCGUUUAUUAUUUUAUUUAACAUUAUUGUGAUUCAAAUACGUUCAUAUUAUAGAUUUUCUAUAAUUAUAUAUUUAUGUGCGUUGAGCGAAUGAAAAUUGACGUCACUUCAUACUUGGUCGAUAAUUGAACUUGCUAACGCUAUCCGUCAGUAUGAAACAUUUUUUAAGCCCCUUCGAUAUGCAACGUAGUUUCUUUUUACGUACGCAUGCGUUGCCUAUCAUAAAGGGUCGAACAAAGAUUCUUACUAAUAGAUGGCACUCGUAAGCGGUUAUCGAUCAUGUAUGAAGCAUUACAUAUUUACAGGCGACUUAUUAUUUGCAUAAAUAAUUGUAAACCAAUACGAAUGAUUUUUUCUUUUUUCUUCUUUUCGUUUUCAUCAUUUCGGUUAAUUUCGAGGAUAUUCUGUCCUAACAUUUUUCGCAAUGCCGAAAACAAGAAAUUCCCUAUAGUCGUGCCUAAUAAAAGAUGUGCCUUCGAUGUACUUAGGAGCAGAAUUUUGCAGGGGCUUCCGAGCAUCGAAGCUAUCGGUGAAUAGUCGUGCGAACAAAAAUUUCAUUAUUUAAGUAUGUGUAUCUUAUAAACGUAUAUACAACGAAAUUCGUAAUACACUUACGAUUCAAGAAAUAAUUGUAUGCUGACAUGCGUGUUCUUUAUCUUUAUAUAAUGCAUGUUCUAACUAUAUAUCACAAAUUUUUUCAAAAUAAUGACUUUCAAAAAGACGAAGGAAAUAUCCAUUGGAAAUAUUUCAUGAAAUUGCAUUAACGGUCAAUUGAUCUCUGUGAUUAGUUCUAAAAUGAUUAUUUUAUUCAAUUUAAUUAGAAAUAAUACAGUUAAAAUGUAAAGAACAAUUUGUAUUCUAAACUGAUUAAAGCUGAUUUCGCGAUUAACGAGA
This is a messenger RNA of Vespula vulgaris, 4875 nucleotides long. RefSeq lists its product as uncharacterized. The coding region runs from base 699 to 3617 and encodes 972 amino acids. Gene Ontology annotation, molecular function: monocarboxylic acid transmembrane transporter activity. Gene Ontology annotation, biological process: monocarboxylic acid transport; transmembrane transport. The record is from RefSeq and is a predicted model, not a curated record. NCBI's taxonomy places the organism in Eukaryota, Metazoa, Arthropoda, Insecta, Hymenoptera, Vespidae. The transcript is spliced from 7 exons.